AUGGAGGAGCUCACAUUUGAAGAACUGAAAGAAGAUAGGGACUCUUAUACUCAGCUUAUUCAAGAUGUGAUUACAUUUUCUGAAAGAGAUCUGAAUGAUGUAGAGACCGAGGAAAAAUUUUGGCCAAUUGAACUACCUAGUGGCAAAAAGUAUAAAGAAAAGGCUUUUCUUUUUGAGAUUGUUGCUAAUGGAUUCACUGGUAUUGAUGUAGACAAAAUGGACUACUUUGCUCGAGAUGCCCGUAGUGUAGGACUGCCUAACAGUUUUGAUUGGAGACGCUUCACUCAAACAGCAAAAAUUAUUAAGUGUGAGGAUGGCUUUCACCAUAUAUGCUCAAGAGAUAAAGAUGCCUUAUCUCUGUAUGAAUUGUUUCACACAAGAAAUGUUCUUUAUCGCUCUGUGUACAGGCACAAGACUGUAGUUAUAGUGGAAGAUUUGAUGAAGAAAGCUUUAAAGGAAGCUAAUCAUGUCAUUUGUGCUGAUGGCUACCCUUUGCUUGAAUGCUGGAAGAGUGUUGAUGCAUUUCUCACUUUAAAUGGCACAAUUGAAGACCGUAUAGGAAGUUUGUCUCCACCAAAUGAAGCUAAAAAAUGUUUUAGCAGAAUUACUGAAAGGCAGCUACCAAAGUUUGUUGGACAUACUUUGAAGAAACACAAAAAAGAUGAAGAUCAUGAAUUUUAUUGUGAAAAAGCAAUAGAGUAUGUCAGUAGCAAGAGACAAAAAAUAGAUAAAAGUUUCCUAGGCUCAAAAGUAAAAUUAAAAAUAGUAAUAGUAUCUAAAGUUCCUUUAAAUUAA
Amphimedon queenslandica is the source of this 795-nucleotide messenger RNA. RefSeq names its product deoxynucleoside triphosphate triphosphohydrolase SAMHD1-like. The record is from RefSeq and is a predicted model, not a curated record. Gene Ontology annotation, molecular function: dGTPase activity. Gene Ontology annotation, biological process: dGTP catabolic process. The transcript is spliced from 7 exons. NCBI's taxonomy places the organism in Eukaryota, Metazoa, Porifera, Demospongiae, Haplosclerida, Niphatidae. Gene Ontology annotation, cellular component: nucleus. The coding region runs from base 1 to 795 and encodes 264 amino acids.